AUGGCCUCUGAAUUCCCCAGAAGACUUUACACCAAAGGGUAUGAGCCAGUCCCGGAUAAAAGCAUCGGCUAUUACGCUGAUGAUUAUAGGCUUGUCCCUGCACUAAAGUCAGCUCUAGAGGAGGAUGAAUGGGAAGAGAUUUACGAGUCACCAGGUACGAGAUCUGGAGCCUCAUUGCAUGAGUUUGAGGAGAUCACCGGACUCAACUGCGGGUACGUGGAUGACUUGGCUUUAACUGAUCUUGCGCUUACCGAUGACACACAUGCAUUUUGGGAGCUAAUGGGGGUCGAUGCCGAGUCGGGCCCAAGCACUACCGAAAUUAUCGAAGCAUGUUCCAACUGCUCAUCAUGGUCUCGUGAUGAUAGGCUGCGGUUGGGUUAUCUUGGGAUCUACGCUGGUUUCAUAGUGGCAACGAGACCCGGCUCAUCCACAAAUGUCAACUAUGCCAGACUAGUGAUGGAUCUCGAAAGUUUUAAGGAUUUUCCAUGGGGAAGAAUUGCUUUUCAGCAUUUGAUCAAUUCUGUUAAGGAGAAAGAUCUCAGCAAAAACAUUCAUAUAGAAGGAUUUGUGCAAGCUCUUCAACUGUGGGUUUACUAUGCUCUACCGGAUUUUGCUGCUGAAUUUGGCGAACCAUUGCCAAAUGUUAUUGAAGAACCUCUUUUGCUGGCUUACAAAGGAUCCAGAGGACGAAAGAACGUCAAAGCCAACAUGCUAAAACAGGCUCGCAUACAGUCCUGCGUGGCUAAGGACUUGGCGGAUAUGUUUCCCGUGUGGGACGAUGACGAACAUGAUCCAGAUAUUGUAAAGAUUGUCAAUGCACUCCAUGACCCCAAUUUCAAGUUCUUAAAAGAACAUUGGCCUUUGGAAGGUGUUUUGGGUGCACACAUCGUCAAGUCAGAAGCCGGAAAGAGGAGCCUUCCCUCAGAUGAAUCAAGUCGCAAGAGACCCUGCACAGCCUCUGCAUCUGCCGCAUCAUUCGUUGGUGAUCAAGGGGUCGGAGUUGUCGCUACUAUGAAAGCGCACUUCGACCAAUGCUUCGAAAGCUUUUCAACCAAGAUGCUGAGUGGUCUUGGUAGCUGUGAAAAGCAGAUCAAACUUCUCACCGAGAAGGUUGAAUCUGUAGAGCGUGCGGUAGAAGAGUUGGCUACAGGGUCGGCGAAGCACACUGAGGAAGAGCCAACCCAGCAGCAGGUCACAGGAUCCAAGAAGCAUGAAGGGAGUAAUUCAGAGAAAGAUGAUGUUUCGAAGAAGGCUAAUGUCAACGUUGGUGCGUGUGAGAGUGUUAACGCCCCCGGGGAUGCAAAAGGAAAGAAAGCUGCCGUAAUCAAUUUUUUGUUCCGUUUUGUUGCUCUGUUCGUCUUCUCCUUCGUUCUCUUCUCUGCUUUGGUAAUAUUCUUAGGAAAAUUUCGGCCGGUGGUGCGGUCAUCGGUCAAGACGGUUCUCGGUGGCUCCGUACCAACAUUGAUUUUCCUAAAAUAUCCUUCGUCUUCUUGGUUAUUUACAAAACACGACCUCUUUUGCGUUUUCUCCGACGCAAACGACUCGUCUAAACUGUACAAAGAGCUUCCGCUCGCCGUCGAAAUCGACGACUUUGGCCGUCAGAUCGUACGGUGUUCAGCCGUGCCACUUGGCAAUAAUGUAUCGCUCGUCGUUUCGAGAUGGACAGUUGAUAAUCACCUCCUGGUAGGACCCACGCACCUUUGGGAUUGGCUGGUUUACGACGCCGUGAUAGACCAUGAUAACUCCACGGUGGUUUUCAUCAAGGGGCUAAAUCUACGGCCAGGAAGAGCUGCUGACGUGUCAAGAUACGAGUGUGUGUAUGGUUGGGAUUUCACGAAACCCAAACUUUUGCUGAGAUCAAAAGUUAUCUCGGCGGCUCAAGAAAUCGUACGGUGUAAAACGCCGUUAACAGUAUUGGACGACCCAAAACUGGUCCAGUCUCCUCCAAUGAAAGUCUCUGUGAGAAUCAAAGGAAGCGUGAUGCUUCCUUCCGUUGCCCAUCCAAUUAACCAUCCGGGUCGGGUCAAAAACUCGAAAAAGAAACGGUUUGAAACGUGUGUUUGCAGCAUGACGCGAAACACAGCCAACGUUUUGAGAGAGUGGGUGAUGUACCACGCCGGAAUCGGUGUUCAACGGUGGUUCAUCUACGAUAACAACAGCGACGACGACAUAGUUUCCGAGAUUACGAAUCUGAAAAAACGCGGUUACAAUAUCUCGAGACAUUUUUGGCCGUGGAUCAAAACUCAGGAAGCUGGAUUCGCCAAUUGUGCGAUUCGAUCACAAAGAGAGUGCGAUUGGGUCGCGUUUAUCGACGUCGACGAGUUCUUCUACAUCCCGUCUGGUCAAACACUAAUCGAAGUCAUCAGAAAUCACACAACACCAUCAUCGUCCGGUGCGAUCGGCGAAAUUCGAACGCCGUGUCACAGCUUCGGACCGUCAGGUCUUAGAGAUCCACCACGCGACGGAGUCACGGCGGCGUACACGUGUUGAAUGGCGUUGCCAGAGAGGCACAAGAGUAUAAUUCGACCGGAAUCCCUAAACGCGACGCUGAUAAACAUCAUGCACCAUUUUCACCUGAGAGAAGGGUUCGUGUUUGCUGACGUGGAUAAGGGUACUAUGGUAAUUAACCAUUACAAGUAUCAGGUUUGGGAUAUUUUUAAGGAGAAGUUUAAAAGGAGAGUUGCGACUUACGUGGCGAAUUGGCAAAACAAAGAGAAAGAUCGGGCACUCGGAUUAGGGACCCGACCCGUUGAACCGUCUGAUUGGGCUGAGAGGUUUUGCGAGGUGAGAGAUAUUGGGCUUAGAGAUUGGGUUCUGGAAAAUUUCAUAGAUCGUAAAACGCAGCGUUUAGUGUGGGAUAGAGAAGAGAAGAGAAUUGAAGAUGAAGUUAUAGCUCAAAUAAGCUCGUGGGCCGAUAAAAGGGUUGGUCGGAAGAGGAAAAAGCAAUUGAAAGCACAAUAG
Messenger RNA from Eutrema salsugineum, 2961 nucleotides. RefSeq names its product glycosyltransferase family 92 protein RCOM_0530710. NCBI's taxonomy places the organism in Eukaryota, Viridiplantae, Streptophyta, Magnoliopsida, Brassicales, Brassicaceae. The record is from RefSeq and is a predicted model, not a curated record.